AUGCACCAUCUACACGUCCAUGCACCAUCUACACGUCCAUGCACCAUCUACACGUCCAUGCACCAUCUACACGUCCAUGCACCAUCCACACGUCCAUGCAUCAUCUACACGUCCAUGCACCAUCUACACGUCCAUGCACCAUCUACACGUCCAUGCACCAUCCACACGUCCAUGCAUCAUCUACACGUCCAUGCACCAUCUACACGUCCAUGCAUCAUCUACACGUCCAUGCACCAUCUACACGUCCAUGCACCAUCUACACGUCCAUGCACCAUCCACACGUCCAUGCACCAUCUACACGUCCAUGCACCAUCUACACGUCCAUGCACCAUCCACACGUCCAUGCAUCAUCUACACGUCCAUGCACCAUCCACACGUCCAUGCAUCAUCUACACGUCCAUGCACCAUCUACACGUCCAUGCAUCAUCUACACGUCCAUGCACCAUCCACACGUCCAUGCAUCAUCUACACGUCCAUGCAUCAUCUACACGUCCAUGCACCAUCUACACGUCCAUGCACCAUCUACAUGUCCAUGCACCAUCUACACGUCCAUGCACCAUCUACACGUCCAUGCACCAUCUACACGUCCAUGCACCAUCUACACGUCCAUGCAUCAUCUACACGCCCAUGCACCAUCUACACGUCCAUGCACCAUCUACACGUCCAUGCACCAUCCACACGUCCAUGCAUCAUCUACACGUCCAUGCACCAUCUACACGUCCAUGCAUCAUCUACACGUCCAUGCACCAUCCACACGUCCAUGCAUCAUCUACACGUCCAUGCAUCAUCUACACGUGCAUGCAUCAUCUACACGUCCAUGCAUCAUCUACACGUCCAUGCAUCAUCUACACGUCCAUGCAUCAUCUACACGUCCAUGCAUCAUCUACACGUCCAUGCAUCAUCUACACGUCCAUGCACCAUCCACACGUCCAUGCAUCAUCUACACGUCCAUGCAUCAUCUACACGUGCAUGCAUCAUCUACACGUCCAUGCAUCAUCUACACGUCCAUGCACCAUCCACGCAUCAUCUACACGUCCAUGCAUCAUCUACACGUGCAUGCAUCAUCUACACGUCCAUGCAUCAUCUACACGUCCAUGCAUCAUCUACAUGUGCAUGCAUCAUCUACACGUCCAUGCAUCAUCUACACGUCCAUGCAUCAUCUACACGUGCAUGCAUCAUCUACACGUCCAUGCAUCAUCUACACGUCCAUGCAUCAUCUACACGUGCAUGCAUCAUCUACACGUCCAUGCAUCAUCUACACGUCCAUGCAUCAUCUACACGUCCAUGCAUCAUCUACACGUCCAUGCACCAUCUACACGUCCAUGCACCAUCUACACGUCCAUGCACCAUCUACACGUCCAUGCAUCAUCUACACGUCCAUGCACCAUCUACACGUCCAUGCAUCAUCUACACGUCCAUGCACCAUCCACACGUCCAUGCAUCAUCUACACGUCCAUGCAUCAUCUACACGUCCAUGCACCAUCCACACGUCCAUGCACCAUCUACACGUCCAUGCACCAUCUACACGUCCCAUGCACCAUCUACAUGUCCAUGCAUCAUCUACACGUCCAUGCACCAUCCACACGUCCAUGCAUCAUCUACACGUGCAUGCAUCAUCUACACGUCCAUGCAUCAUCUACACGUCCAUGCAUCAUCUACACGUCCAUGCAUCAUCUACACGUCCAUGCACCAUCUACACGUCCAUGCACCAUCUACACGUCCAUGCACCAUCUACACGUCCAUGCACCAUCUACACGUCCAUGCAUCAUCUACACGUCCAUGCACCAUCCACACGUCCAUGCACCACCAUCCACACAUCCAUGCACCAUCUACACGUCCAUGCACCAUCUACACGUCCAUGCACCAUCUACAUGUCCAUGCACCAUCUACACGUCCAUGCAUCAUCUACACGUCCAUGCACCAUCUACACAUCCAUGCACCAUCUACACGUCCAUGCACCAUCUACACGUCCAUGCACCAUCUACACGUCCAUGCACCAUCUACACGUCCAUGCACCAUCUACACGUCCAUGCAUCAUCUACACGCCCAUGCACCAUCUACACGUCCAUGCACCAUCUACACGUCCAUGCACCAUCCACACGUCCAUGCAUCAUCUACACGUCCAUGCACCAUCUACACGUCCAUGCAUCAUCUACACGUCCAUGCACCAUCCACACGUCCAUGCAUCAUCUACACGUCCAUGCAUCAUCUACACGUGCAUGCAUCAUCUACACGUCCAUGCAUCAUCUACACGUCCAUGCAUCAUCUACACGUCCAUGCAUCAUCUACACGUCCAUGCACCAUCCACACGUCCAUGCAUCAUCUACACGUCCAUGCAUCAUCUACACGUGCAUGCAUCAUCUACACGUCCAUGCAUCAUCUACACGUCCAUGCACCAUCCACACGUCCAUGCAUCAUCUACACGUCCAUGCAUCAUCUACACGUGCAUGCAUCAUCUACACGUCCAUGCAUCAUCUACACGUCCAUGCAUCAUCUACACGUGCAUGCAUCAUCUACACGUCCAUGCAUCAUCUACACGUCCAUGCAUCAUCUACACGUGCAUGCAUCAUCUACACGUCCAUGCAUCAUCUACACGUCCAUGCAUCAUCUACACGUGCAUGCAUCAUCUACACGUCCAUGCAUCAUCUACACGUCCAUGCAUCAUCUACACGUGCAUGCAUCAUCUACAACGUCCAUGCAGCAUCUACACGUCCAUGCAUCAUCUACACGUCCAUGCAUCAUCUACACGUCCAUGCACCAUCUACACGUCCAUGCACCAUCUACACGUCCAUGCACCAUCUACACGUCCAUGCAUCAUCUACACGUCCAUGCACCAUCUACACGUCCAUGCAUCAUCUACACGUCCAUGCACCAUCCACACGUCCAUGCAUCAUCUACACGUCCAUGCAUCAUCUACACGUCCAUGCACCAUCCACACGUCCAUGCACCAUCUACACGUCCAUGCACCAUCUACACGUCCAUGCACCAUCUACACGUCCAUGCAUCAUCUACACGUCCAUGCACCAUCCACACGUCCAUGCAUCAUCUACACGUGCAUGCAUCAUCUACACGUCCAUGCAUCAUCUACACGUCCAUGCAUCAUCUACACGUCCAUGCAUCAUCUACACGUCCAUGCACCAUCUACACGUCCAUGCACCAUCUACACGUCCAUGCACCAUCUACACGUCCAUGCACCAUCUACACGUCCAUGCAUCAUCUACACGUCCAUGCACCAUCCACACGUCCAUGCACCAUCCACACAUCCAUGCACCAUCUACACGUCCAUGCACCAUCUACACGUCCAUGCACCAUCUACACGUCCAUGCAUCAUCUACACGUCCAUGCACCAUCUACACAUCCAUGCACCAUCCACACAUCCAUCUACACGUCCAUGCAUCAUCCACACGUCCAUGCAUCAUCUACACGUCCAUGCAUCAUCUACACGUCCAUGCACCAUCCACACGUCCAUGCACCAUCUACACGUCCAUGCACCAUCUACACGUCCAUGCACCAUCUACACGUCCAUGCACCAUCUACACGUCCAUGCAUCAUCUACACGUCCAUGCACCAUCCACACGUCCAUGCACCAUCCACACAUCCAUGCACCAUCUACACGUCCAUGCACCAUCUACACGUCCAUGCACCAUCUACACGUCCAUGCACCAUCUACACGUCCAUGCAUCAUCUACACGUCCAUGCACCAUCUACACGUCCAUGCACCAUCCACACAUCCAUCUACACGUCCAUGCAUCCAUGCGUCCAUGCAGCGCCAUCUGA
Messenger RNA from Knipowitschia caucasica, 3777 nucleotides. The record is from the annotation of a GenBank genome assembly. Lineage: Eukaryota; Metazoa; Chordata; Actinopteri; Gobiiformes; Gobiidae.